AUCAGUUAUUAUUCAGUUAUUAUGCAGUUAUUAUUCAGUUAUUAUUCAGGUAUUAUCCAGUUGUUAUCAGUGAUGAGUGACUAGUGAUUUGGAACCAAUAAUUAGUGCAUUGUCUUGUGGAUAUUAAAAUUUCAAUGGAUUUAUGGGUGCGCAGAGAUUACGAAAAGGGAGGAAAAUAGCUGGUGGUUAUUUACAGAAUUUCGAUAACCAGAGCACUCUCGUUAUCACACCAAUUAGUACCAUCUAUCCCCUAAUUACUGGCUCCUGAUGACUCGCAUUCGACGCAUCGAAGGAUUUUUUUAAUCGUUUGGAUAAUCGGUUUCAACUUUCCACACUGUGAUUUCACUUUUCUUCGGUGAUUAUUCUCCAUAUUUUGCUUUUCGAGUGGUACAUGUGCUUUGAGGAUUUUUUCUUGGUUGGAGUUUAGUGGGGUGUAUUGCACUUAGUGGAUCAGUGUCUUUUGGAGUGUUGAGGAAUGUUGAUGAAAUAGUUUGAUGAAAUAAGGUGAUUGUGAUGUAAGAGAUGCGUCGUGGUGAUAUCGCGGUGGUCGCGAUAGCCCUUACGAUUCUUGGGCUAAUCCAGAGCCCUUAUCAGUCGAGGGUAGUGGGAGCGGUUGUUGUUGGGGCUGCGGUGUGCGGUCGGAUACCGGGAUUGGGGAAGAGUCAGCGUGAACAGUGCAGAAAGGCGCCUCACGCGAUGCCAGCAGUUGGAGAAGGUGCUGAACUAGGUCUUCGUGAGUGCCGACACCAAUUCAGGCAUCACCGAUGGAACUGUUCGCACGUUGCCAAUGACCGGGUUUUUGGGCACGUUGUUGUUGUAGGUAGCAGGGAAGCAGCUUUUACAUACGCGAUAAGCUCUGCGGGGGUAACAUACGCAAUAACCGCAGCUUGUAGCCGAGGGAAUAUCACAGCAUGCGGUUGCGAACCUGCCGUAAGAACGAGAAAAUCAUUACCACCGAAUGGAUGGGAAUGGGGUGGAUGCAGCGCCGAUGUAACAUAUGGAAUGAAGUUCGCGCGUAGGUUUCUGGAUGCCCGGGAAGUGGAAGGCGAUGCCCGAAGUCUCAUGAAUCUCCACAACAACAAAGCCGGAAGAAAGAUUGUGAAAUCAUUACUUCAGACAGAAUGCAAGUGCCAUGGUGUAUCUGGUUCGUGUACUGUGAGGACAUGUUGGAGAACAUUACCUAGCUUUCGACAGAUUGGUGAUGCCCUGAUGAAAAAGUAUUAUCGUGCGAGGCCAGUGAUUGCCGUAACACCUCCAGCUGCUCCAACGCUACAGGAAUCGGAUUAUACGGACCAAUCGGCGAUCAGGGUAGUGCCGAUUCUGGGCAAUGAUGCCAAGACUCAGGGAAAUUCUGAUGACACGUCAAAUAGUCAGACUCAGAGAGGCGCACCGAAGAAAUCGGGGAAACCCAGAAGGCCGCACCUAAUCCUCAAACGAUCAAAAGUCAAUGGGGGUAUGGGUCAAAAAAGGAUACCCAAACGAAGUGAACUCGUGUUUCUUCAGCAAUCACCCAAUUAUUGCGAGGCUGAUCUGACACAGGGGAGUCUUGGGACCGUGGGGAGGGGAUGCAAUCGCACAAGUAAAGGAACGGAUGGAUGUGACCUGAUGUGCUGCGGUCGCGGUUACAAUACUCACCAAUACACCCGGAAUUGGCAGUGCAGAUGUAAAUUUCACUGGUGUUGUCGUGUCCACUGUGACACGUGUACAGAGCGUACGGAAGAGUAUACGUGCAAAUAGACGGGAUGGAGAAGUAAACAAUGGACAAGAAAUGACUGUUUGAAAACAAACGAAACGAAAGACUCAAAUUCAGUUAUCUAUAUAUAUUUUCACGAUCCCCGGUGAGUCACGUCUCUUCAUCACUUAUGAUUAAUCCGAACAUGUACUUAAAAAAUGUUAAUUGAAAGAAGACUUGAUGAUGUUUUCCAUUCAGCGUUAGAGUGGGCUUGUGAUUUCGUAAUAAAAAUGAAAAAAUUCCACUCUAUGAAAGAACGAUGGAUAGAAGGCACUGAAACAUGACAUUGUGGGCUGUACAUUCGUAGUGAUGAUUUUCAUUGAAA
This is a messenger RNA of Fopius arisanus, 2057 nucleotides long. It is a transcript of the gene Wnt2, whose product is annotated as Wnt oncogene analog 2. Gene Ontology annotation, biological process: canonical Wnt signaling pathway; positive regulation of JNK cascade; multicellular organism development. Gene Ontology annotation, molecular function: frizzled binding; cytokine activity. Lineage: Eukaryota; Metazoa; Arthropoda; Insecta; Hymenoptera; Braconidae. Bases 523 to 1737 code for a protein of 404 amino acids. The transcript has 8 exons. Gene Ontology annotation, cellular component: extracellular region. The record is from RefSeq and is a predicted model, not a curated record.